Messenger RNA from Cicer arietinum (chickpea), 930 nucleotides. RefSeq names its product PITH domain-containing protein At3g04780. Lineage: Eukaryota; Viridiplantae; Streptophyta; Magnoliopsida; Fabales; Fabaceae. The record is from RefSeq and is a predicted model, not a curated record.
GAUAGGUGUUGAUUUUGGCAUUGAUAUUUGAUUCUCUUCUCUUCCCUUUCUUCUCCGCACUCUCUCUUUCCGUAUCGCACAAUUCGUAUCAUCAAUGUCUGCAGAAUCAGCCAGCGCCGUUCAUAAGGGUCAAGUUGAUCUAUUAGACUUCAUAGACUGGUCUAGUGUUGAAUGUCUCAAUCAAAGUACCACUCACUCUCUCCCCAACGCUAUCAAGCAGGGUUAUAGAGAAGAUGAUGGUUUGCAUCUGGAAAGUGAUGCUGAUGAACAGCUUUUGCUUUAUAUUCCUUUCACUCAAGUUAUUAAACUUUAUUCCAUUGCUGUCAAAGGUCCUGAAGACGAAGGCCCCAAGACAGUGAAGCUUUGGUCUAACAAGGAGCACAUGGGAUUCAGUAAUGUCAAUGACUUUCCACCAAAUGAUGUGGCAGUUUUGUCCCCAGAAAACCUCAAGGGGAAACCGGUACUUUUAAAGUAUGUUAAAUUUCAAAAUGUUCGUAGCUUGACAAUAUUUAUUGAGGAUAACCAGACUGAAUCUGAGAUUACGAAGGUUCAGAAGAUUCAGCUGUAUGGAUCAACAGUUGAAACAACGGACAUGAAGGGUUUGAAGAAGAUUGAGGAUCAUUGAUCCCUUGAUAGUAUUGAGUCAAGUUUCAACCACAUCCACCCUUAGAAAUUUUGAUUGGAAAUGUUACAACCAGCAACAUGAAUAAUGGUUAAUGACUUCUAACAUCUAUCUUUUUUCUUAUGAGACUGAUGCUCAGUUAGUAUAUCUGCUUGGUUGUGACAAUUGAUGUGAUAGGAAGUAGUUACGUUGAAGCUGCAUGACUGUCUAUUUUCAUUUUUACAUGUUUGGGAAAUAUGUAAAAAAUGAGGUUAGAAUUAUACCUUGAAUGAUUGAAUUGGAAAGACUGGAUUACAUUGACGGUGUCA